AGCUCGGGACACGGUGGCGAGCAAUGAGUCGUUUGCAGAGACGCAGCAGUGAAUGUCUCAGAUCUGUUCAGAAGCGGUAGCAUCGCUCGCGUGAAGUUCAGCGCGCGGUGACACGGACGUGCCAGAUGGCGGGAGCGCAGCCGGGAGUUCACGCGCUCCAGCUCAAACGCGUUUCAGUGCCCGAGAAGCUGAAGACGGGUGACAAGUUCAUGAAAUGGGACGAUGACUGCACCACAGUUACGCCGGUGACACUGCGAGUUGAUCCUCACGGAUACUUCCUGUACUGGACUGAUCAGAAUAAGGACACCGAGCUGUUAGACGUCUCCCUCAUCAAGGAUACGAGAAAUGGGAGAUUUGCCAAGAUGCCAAAGGAGGCGAAGCUGCGAGAGCUGCUGGAUGUGGGGACUCUGGAGGGGAAGAUGGAGAACCGGACGCUCACAGUGGUCAGUGGUUCGGACAUGGUCAACAUCACCUACCUGAACUUUGUGGCCUUUCAUGAAGAGGUGGCCAAGGUGUGGGCCGAGGAGCUUUUCAGCUUGGCAUCGAACCUGCUGGCACAGAACAUGUGCAGGGAAUCCUGUCUGGAGAAGCUAUACACAAGACUGACGUUACAGUCGACAGCCGAGGGCGGGAUUUCUGUGAAAAACAUCGCCCGCCUGAUCCCUGUUGAAAAACGGCGAGUUGAAAACGCUCUGGAGGUCUGCGGCCUGAUGACCCGACGAGGUGACUCCAUUCCUCAGGACAGAUUUACACCUGAAGUAUACCGACAGCUGCUGAACAACAUUUGUCCACGGAACGACAUCGAUACGAUCUUCUCAGAAAUUGGCGCUAAGAUCCGGCCGUACCUCACCGUGGAGCAGAUGACCGACUUCCUGAACAACAAACAGAGAGACCCUCGUCUGAAUGAGAUCCUGUACCCGCCCCUCAAAGCCGAGCAAGUGCAGGGAUUGGUGGAGAAAUACGAGCCUGACACCAUGCUUUCACAACGAGGGCAGAUCUCGGUGGAGGGAUUCGCCAGAUAUCUGAGCGGAGAAGAGAACAGUAUCAUCCCUCCAGAGAAGCUGGACCAGAGUGAAGACAUGACACUGCCCCUCUCACAUUACUUCAUCAACUCCUCGCACAACACCUACCUCACAGCGGGUCAGCUGGCUGGAAACUCAUCGGUGGAGAUCUACCGGCAGGUCCUGCUGUCCGGCUGCCGCUGCGUGGAGCUGGACUGCUGGAAGGGCCGGACCGCCGACGAGGAGCCGGUGAUCACACACGGCUUCACCAUGACCUCCGAGAUCUCUUUCAAGGAGGUGAUCGAGGCCAUUGCGGAGAGUGCCUUCAAGACGUCCCCGUUCCCCGUCAUCCUGUCCUUUGAGAACCACGUGGACUCUCCAAAACAGCAGGCAAAGAUGGCAGAGUAUUGUCGAUCAAUAUUCGGAGAUGCAUUGCUCACAGACCCGCUGGAGAAAUACCCUUUGGAGGCCGGUGUUCCUCUGCCGAGUCCAGUGGACCUGAUGGGGAAAAUCCUCAUCAAAAACAAGAAGAAUUCCCACAAAUCUGACGGCUGCGUCAAGAAGAAGCUGACUGAGCAGACGUCCAGCGCCUGCAGCGACACGUCCAGCGUGUGUGAGCCCUCGUCCCCCAGCGCAGGGUCGACGCAUCAGGAGACGCCGGACAGCGUUCAUGCAGACGGGACUGAGAGAUUCGAAAGAAGAUUCCAGGGAAUGAAGUCCUUUGAUAAAACCAGCGGCUCGAUAUCAAAUAACGCAGGUGAAGCAGACGCAGAGAGCGAUGUUGAUGAUGAUAACGACGAAAGUAAAAAAUCCAUUGAUGAAGGGAUGGCGGUAAAUGAAGCCUUCGCCACAGAGGAGAUGUCCAACUUAGUCAACUACGUUCAGCCUGUUAAAUUCAACUCCUUCGAGGCGUGCAAAAAGAUUGAUCGAAGUUACGAAAUGUCGUCGUUUGUGGAGACUAAAGCGCUGGAGCUGCUCAAAGAAUCGCCGGUGGAGUUCGUCGAGUAUAAUAAACUACAGCUGAGCAGAAUUUAUCCCAAAGGAACGCGAGUCGACUCCUCGAACUACAUGCCUCAAGUCUUCUGGAACGCCGGCUGUCAGCUCGUCGCUCUGAACUUCCAGACCAUCGAUCUGCCCAUGCAGCUGAAUCUGGGCAUAUUCGAGUACAACGGGAAAUGUGGCUACAGACUGAAGCCGGAGUUCAUGAGACGGACGGACAAACAGUUUGACCCGUUCACACAGAGUACAGUAGAUGGGAUCGUCGCACACACGCUGUCCGUGAAGAUCAUAUCCGCUCAGUUCCUGUCUGAAAAGAAAGUCGGUGUUUACGUGGAGGUGGAAAUGUAUGGCCUGCCGGUGGACACCAAACGGAAAGCGUUUAAGACCAAGACGUCCCAAAGCAAUGCCGUCAAUCCGGUGUGGGAUGAAGAGCCAAUGGUCUUCAAAAGAGUGGUUCUUCCCACGCUCGCGUCGCUGAGGAUAGCCGUGUACGAAGACAACGGAAAAGUUAUUGGCCAUCGCAUCAUCCCAGUAUGUGCCAUCCGACCUGGAUAUCAUUACAUCAGUCUGAGGAAUGACAAGAACCAAGCGGUGAAUCUGUCGUCUGUGUUCGUCUACACUGAGGUCAAGGACUACGUCCCAGACACCUUUGCAGAUGUGAUCGAGGCUCUGUCCAAUCCCAUCCUGUAUGUCAGUCUGAUGGAGCAGAGAGCCGAUCAGCUGGCGGCUCUGACACAGGAGGAGGAGGAGGCCGACGGAGAGCAGGUGAAUGGAGGUGGAGAUCUGGUGUCAGAGGUCACGCCUGACCCGAACCCGGCCGCGGCAGCAGAGAACGGGGUGAACCACGACAGAGUCUCGCCCAAACCAUCCGUGGUCAGUCAGCAGACUCCAUCCUCAGGGUCGGUCAAACCUGUCGCGAGGCCUGAGGACGUCGUACAGAGUGUUUUAACAGAGGUGGAGGCUCAGACUGUAGAUGAACUGAAACAGCUGAAGGGUUAUUCGAGGGAGCAGAAGAGGCAGUACAAAGAAUUAAAGGAUCUCAUGAAGAAGCACAACAAGAAAACGAACGACUUGAUCAACGAACACGCAGCCAAACAGAAGCAGCUGCACAGCGAGUUCCUGCGCCGCAGGUCGGCUCUGCAGAAGAGGAGCGUCUGUGAUCAGGAUGCGGAUCUGAUGGCGCUGGAGCAGGAGAGAGGUCAGAAACUGAGUGAACUGAAGGAGCAGCAGCAGCAGCAGCUCCUCACGCUGAGACAGGAGCAGUUCUACAGCGAGAAGUACCUCAAACGAGAACACGUCAGACUGAUGGUUGAGAAGCUGUCGGCCGUGGCGGAGGAGUGUCAGAGUAACCAGCUGAAGAAACUCAAAGAUCUGUGUGAGAAAGAAAACAAAGACUUGAAGAAAAGGAUGGACAAGAAACGACAGGAGAAGUUUCAUGAAGCCAGAACGCUGGAGAAAACUCUGACUGACGAGAGAAAGAUGGAGAUGAACAGAUCUCACGUGAAUGAGGUGGUGCAGUCCAUCAGACGGCUGGAAGACGCUCAGGCCAAACGACUGGAGAGACUGCUGGAGAAACAUAAAGAUAUUCGACAGCAAAUCCUGGAUGACAAACCGAAGCUUCAGAGCGAGCUGGACCAGGAGUAUCAGGACAAGUUUCGGAGGCUCCCGGUGGAAAUCCAAGAAUUCGUGCAGGAUUCUGCUGCUUGUAAAGGCAAGCUAAGCAACAGCAGUGACUGUCUUCCUGUUUCCACCGCGAAGGAAGCGAACGUGGAGUUGGUAUCUUCAGAGAAAGUGUUCAACGCGACUCUCUGAGUUUGUGUUUGUACUUCGUACGCUGUUGAGUUUUCCCUGAUUUAAUGUGCACCUUUUAGUAUGACGACUGGAUGACUUACUUGAACAAUGUUAAAAACAAUUUUCCUUUUUUUUCUUACUUUUAAAACUUAGUUUUCACAAGAACUUGCUGCUUAUGUGGAUUUAAAUAUGCGUAUAUAUGUUUAGACGGACUCUCAUGUAUGUUUAGAUGAGUCUUAAUGACUUUUGAGCAGUCAUUUAAUAUGAAAUGUAGACUACUUAGGUCACAUAUGUUCAUCCCAGACGUGGCUGCUAUAUAUAUAUAUAUAUAUAUAUACACACACAUAUAUGGGCCAUUCCACAGAACUGGUGCAAACUGCUGUCCCACAACCAAAAAACACAUUUAAAAAGCAUUUAAUUAUUCAAAUUUUAGAUGUUUACUAAGAUCCUUCUAUUAUCUACUGAAUCCCACAAUAAUAUUUAAAGUAUCAGUGAGCUUAAUAUAUAUAAAAUCAUCAUUUAUUGGUACUUUCAAUUGGGAGGUGUCUGUCCCGAACCCUAACCCCUAAAUUUCAACUUGUGAAAAUGAUAUUGAAAUAAUUUUUGCAAUUUUUUCCAUUUUAAAAUUAUAUUUUAGAUUUUUUUAAAAGUGAAGUUAAAAAAUAUCUAUUUUAGAUUUUAUUUUUUAAAUCAUGAAACUUGUAAACUAUGUAAAAAUGUGUCCCUCAUGUUCAUGUCACUACCGAAACUGUGUUUGAGUCAUUGUCUGAGACUGAUUUUAACACACUUCUACAUUUCUGAUCAGGAAAUAUUCCUGUUCCUCCCUCUCAUCGCCUCUCUUUCACAGUAGAUAGCUCCAUCAUUCUGAGUUAAAUGUGUUCAGAAGUCUGAGAAUCUGUGUGGAACUUUAAGGAAUGUCACUAACAAACACCUUUUUCUGCAAUUAAGCAAACUUUUCUGAGUGUUAUUCCAUAAAAUGUAGUUUUUCUGUGUGUACAACUGUUCAGAAGUGUGCUAGCUAACCAUGUGCUGAUUAGCAUCUUUGAGCGGCUCAAAAGAGUCUAAAAUUGUCACUACCGAAACAGUCAUGACCAAAACAUGUCAUCAUUGUUUUGGUAGUGAAAAAAGGGAAACAUUAUCAUUUAUUUGGGGGAAAUAAACACAAUUGUAGUACAGUUAUGCAAAUCAUUAGUGUUUUAAUAUGUGAGUUAAAUUGUGUCAUGUGAUCUGGUCACUACCAACACAUUACUGUCACUACCGGAUAUGUGCAGUCACGACCGAAACAUGGGAUGUUUUAUCAAAAAUAAAGUAUAUUGAAUGAUCAACUAAGAUGUUAUUAUAGUGUUUGGUUCAAUGUUUAUUCAAACUAAUGAAAUCUUCACUUUGAAAUCAGUUUGAUAAACUUUGACUUUUACAAAGAAAGAUUGGAUUCAAAAUACAACAAAUCUCAUAAAUUACACUUGAAAUAUUGUUAAAAUUGUAAUUGUUAUUGAUUUACCUCUGAAAAGUUUAAAAAAAAUUAAAAAAAUAGAUAUUUCUAAGGUAGAUGUAAACAAAAUCUUAAUAGGUCAAUGUGACCCUUCUUAUUAAAUUAUUUAUUAUUGUGUUUCGGUAGUGGCAAAUUUGGGAGAGGAAAAAUAUUCCAGAACUUUCUAAAAAUACAAUAUGAGAAUUAACUGCACAAUUACUAGAAAUGUGUAGCUUGGAUAUUAUACAAUUUGCAUACAUACAACAUUUGUGGAAAAAGACACUUUUUGUUCAAGACGUUUCCAACUCUGACUUUAAGCCAGUUCUGUAGAAUGAUCCAUAUUCAUACACAACAACACAUGGACAUUAAAACAAAGGCAUCAAGUGAUUCAUUUGCAUGUUAUUGUACAAAAAUGUGAUGUGGAGGGAAAACAUUCAUUUACAACAUUUAUUUACAUGUAUGCAUUUGGCAGACACUUUUAUCCAAAGUGACUGCGUUCAAGUUCUACAUUCUGCAAGUUUACGCAUUCCCUGGGAAUCGAACCCGUGACCCUGGCGUUGCGAGCACCAUGAUCUACUGCUUGAGUCACAGGAAUGCUGUUUAAUAUGAAGAUUCAUAGAGUCAUUUAAGAUGUUUAAUAAAGAUUCUUAUGUGCAACAUAGAGAAAUAUCUGACCACAAACAUACUGUUUAUGACCCUUCUGUCUGACCGAGUCACGCCUGGACCAAAGCUGUUUCAAACGAAGAAGAACUUGAUGUGAAUGUUUACCAGUGGAAGAAGUGAACAUUUGUGCUGAACUGGUUCUUUUAUCAAUAUUUACGAAGCUCCUUGACAUGUCUGAUAUUAUCCAGAACUUGUCAAAACAACACCAGUGCCACAAACUGUACUGACCGCGUCUCAGAGAGAUGUUUGCCGUGAUGUGAGAGUCCUGUGCCUUCCAACACAUCACCUUCUCUAAUGCAGAGUGUAAAUUUGUCAUUUUAAUAUAACAAUGAGCUUCUCUUUUGUCUGUCGGUGUCCAGUGCACUACUGAGUAAAGCUUGUGACUAGCAGUAUUUCAGAGAAAUGUUACAUGCAUAGAAAUGUUUCUCCGUGUUGAAGUUUCUGUACGUGAAGCUCCUUCACAAAUGCCUGUGGAUGAAAUAAACGCAGCUUCUGUCUGAA
This is a messenger RNA of Ctenopharyngodon idella (grass carp), 6423 nucleotides long. It is a transcript of the gene plcb1l, whose product is annotated as 1-phosphatidylinositol 4,5-bisphosphate phosphodiesterase beta-1. The transcript has 33 exons. NCBI's taxonomy places the organism in Eukaryota, Metazoa, Chordata, Actinopteri, Cypriniformes, Xenocyprididae. Gene Ontology annotation, biological process: memory; phosphatidylinositol-mediated signaling; lipid catabolic process. The record is from RefSeq and is a predicted model, not a curated record. Bases 126 to 3812 code for a protein of 1228 amino acids. Gene Ontology annotation, cellular component: cytoplasm; nuclear speck. Gene Ontology annotation, molecular function: calcium ion binding; calmodulin binding; phosphatidylinositol-4,5-bisphosphate phospholipase C activity.